CGCCAACAUUUUGAUUUUCGGGCUUAACACGUCAAAUUUAACCUGUCAAACUUUUCUGAUACAAAGGGAAAUUAUUUUAUGCAGGAAUAAAAUAAACACUCUAGCGCUCCGAUCCGAUUUACCCAUUUUUUCCUUUUUAAAACAUGUUGGAGUCUCUUGUAGCCAACAUAUUAAACAGGUUCUUAAAGAAUUAUGUCUCCAACUUAAACUAUGACCAACUCAAGAUUGGCAUGUGGAAAGGUGAAGUUAAUCUGUCCGACUUGAAAUUACGUAAAGAUGCUCUCGACAAACUUGACUUGCCAAUCAGCGUGUCAGAAGGUUACCUCGGUGAGCUCAAGUUGGUCAUUCCUUGGUCAAACUUACGAAGUGAACCAGUCAAGGUGAUCAUUGAUCAUGUCUAUCUAUUGGCUGAACCUAAAAAUGAAGCAACAUUGACGGUAGAAGAAGAAGAGGAACGUCUGUUAAACCUGAAACGUCAAAGACUCGCCACAGCCGAAUUACUCGAUACUCCCGAUCAGCAACAUAAGACCGAGGAAAGUCCGAACGAUGGAUUCUUGGCACAGUUAACGACCAAGGUGGUUAAUAAUUUACAGUUUACAAUCAAGAAUAUUCAUAUUCGAUAUGAAGACAAGAUAUCCGACCCAGGACAUCCGUUUGCCGUUGGUGUCACCCUCAAGGAACUCAGUGGUCUUUCGACAGAUGACGAUUGGCAGCCGAAAUUUAUCAGUGAUCCAACUAGUUCGAUCAAUAAGCUUGUCACGCUUGAAUCUCUAUCGGUCUAUUGGAAUACGGAUACAAAGUCUUUGGCCGGUAUGCAUCAUGAAGAAGCCGCCGAAGUGUUUACGGAAUUGAUUCCAACCUCGACUGGUUCACACAAGGGCCACCAAUACUUGUUAAAGCCUGUAUCAGGUACAGGUAAGGUCAGGCUUAACAAAAAGUUUGGGGGCCAUAUACCCAAGACAGAUGUUACCCUUCUCUUUGACGAAAUCGCUUUUGGACUUGACGAUCAUCAAUAUAGAGACUGCAUCCUCGUACUCGAUCUCUUCCACAGCAAUCUUAAAAAACAAAAGUACCUUAAAUUUCACCCAGGCAAGGGCAAGUCUCCCAAGACGCAUCCUCGAGAAUAUUUUCAGUUUGCUGCUAAUGCUAUACUACACGAAAUCCAUGAAAGACAUUACAAGUGGAGCUGGGAUCAUUUCAGGACGCGUCGUGAUCAGCGUUUGAAGUAUAUUGAAUGCUACAUGGCUACCAAAUUAAACGAAGCAACCAGUGAACAAACUCAAGCUCUUGAACAACUCGAACGUGAUUUGUCAUUUGAGGAUAUCCGAUUCUAUAGAAGUAUUGCCAAGGGAAAGCUUCGUAAAGAAAAGGCUAAAAUAGAUCGCGAAAAUCAAAAGAAAAAGGAAGGAAAUGCCAGAAGUAGCUGGUGGGGGUGGAUCACAGGCUCCUCCCAGUCGAGCUCAGGUGACGAACAUGCGAAUGAUAGUGACGAAACGGAAUCCAUUCACAUGACAGAGGAGCAAAAGAAGGAACUGUACGAAGCGAUCGAAUACGAUGAGGAAAAGGCCAAAAUCACCUCUGCUAUGAAUAUCCCAAAAGAUACCAUCAGGCUUUCUUUAAAAACAAAUUUGGGCCGUGGCUCAUUUACGUUGAAGCAAGAUGUCAAAAAGAAGACCGAGCGAGAGUUACUUUCUCUCGUUUUCAACAGUGUAUCCUCUGAUGUGACCCAAUACCUUGAAUCCAUCAAAGUAGCAGCUUCAUUAGGCGAUCUUCAACUAUUUGACGGCAGUAAGGACACUAUAUACCCUCAGCUUAUAGGUGUCAAAAAGAAGGGCUUCUCGACCUCUUCAUUGCUUGACACUGUGUAUAACUUAAAUGACCUGGAACGGCGAAGAUCCACUUCUAUCACAAGUGAACAAAUAACCAAGGCAGAGGAACCCUUCUUUGCUGUCGUUUUUGAAAACAAGCCCCUUCAAAAGCAAGCAGACAAUGCAUUUUCCCUCAAAAUGAGGCAUUUAGAGAUCAUUUACAGUCCAAUCCUGAUUGCUGGCAUCAUGGAGUUCUUCAAGCCUCCGAGCUCAAAAAUGGAAAGUGUGAACGCCUUGAUUACUGUUGCGGGAGAUACUUUUGAAGAACUCAAGCUUCAAACACGUGCUGGCCUGGAAUUUGCAUUGGAAACGCAUACUACAUUCGACCUUGACAUUGAUAUGGAUGCACCGAUUAUUUUCGUACCUGAAAGUUUGACGGAUCCGAAUUCGCCCGUUCUAGUGCUGGAUGCUGGUCAUAUCAAUAUCGAUAGUGAACUUGCCGAUACAAAAUUAGUAGAAGAAUUUAAGUCAAAAAACAUCCAAAACAGUAACACGGAAGACGCCAAGAUGCUCGAAAGCUUAAUGUAUGACAAGUUCAAUUUGCAGUUGACACAGACAAACAUCCUCAUCGGAUCUAAUGUUCAAGAAUGUCUGUGGCAGCUUCAAAAUCAAGCUCCCGGAGGCGAUGUGGAUUCGCGUUUCAUUAACCGUAUUGACAUGAAGUUCCUGGUUGAACUCUGUAUCUUACCUGGCAAAACAGAAUUUACAAAAUUCAAAGUCUCUGGACAUUUGCCUCUGCUGUCAGUCAACCUAUCUGAUAGUAAAUACAAGACAUUGAUGAAAAUCAUUGAUCUUGCCAUUCCCAAAACGUCGGAUGAUGAACCAGACACAUCCGGAGUUGUGCAGCCAUCUAUACCCCGAGCACAGUCGUCCAAUGUCAUGCAGGAACAUUUUAGAGGUCAACAGGGAGUCGUCUUGUCGGACACUGAUAGUGAAAGGACAGCUGUUUCAAGCGCAAUAGCAUCGAGCAUAUCUGUCUCGGAAGUUGAGCAAUUCAAGUUGGCCUUUUUGGUGGAUAAAGUAUCUGUCAAACUGCACGAAACCUUUUCAACAGACACCAAUGGCAAACGAGACGAAUUGCUUUGCGAGAUUGUUUUGGAGAGCUUUGAAUUGACCGUCCUGACGCGCCCUCUUGACCUUUUGGUAGAUGUAUCACUUAAAGCGCUGAACGUGGUUGACAGGUUAGAUCCUCAUAGUGCGUUCCCUUAUCUUGUGACAUCGAAUAUUGUCAAGCAGAGUAAUACUGUUGAACGUCAUGGUGACAAAGACUUGAUUAGCGUCAAGUACAGAAAGGCUUCCAAAAACCACCCUCUGUUUGUAGAAGUAUACAACGAAUUUGAUCAAACUGUGGAUGUCGUCUUGUCCACCUUUACUGUUAUCGUCACACGAAACUCGCUGCUACGAAUCUAUAACUGGAUCAUGAAAACGUUCACUGGUCCAUCUCAGCCAGAGAGCAGUUAUAGUAUUGCUGAUGGCGAUGUCCUUGAUGACCAGCACUCACAUCAAGCCGCGUCAUCCGUGCUUUCUGAUACGUCCAGUAUACGUAAAAAGGUAGUGCAGAAAGCCUUGCAGCCACAACAAGACAAAACAGAAAAGGCAACCAAUGAGUCAAGGAUGAGAGUCGCUCUCCAUAUGGAUAGUAUUGAUCUUAUAUUAAAUAAUAACAACAUUCGCUUGGGCACACUUGAGCUCGCUUUUGGCGACCUUAUCAUCACAAUGGAGCCAAAGACGUUGGAAGUACUAGGUAAAUUUGGCAACUUUUCCUUGUCUGACGACAGAGCUGCAUCGAAAACCUUUAUGAUCAGUGUGGUUGGAGAAGAAUUGGCCAACUUUUCAUACAAGACCUACGAUUCAAAGGACGUUCACUUUCCGGGAUACAGUCAGGAAUUUAAGCUUCAGAUGGGUUCCAUUCAAUGCAUCAUGAAUGAUUCACUAAAGACCACGUUGGACUUUUUGAUGGAGUUUUUAGAAAUGAAGAAUGUAUACGAUACUGCAAGAAGCACUGCUAUAGAAACUGUACAACAGUAUCGUGAGGAAGGCAACAACUUUCACUUUGAUGUCCUGGUGAAGAGCCCUGUUGUGAUCAUACCCACCGAGAAUAACGAUUGUGUGAUUGCCCAUUUAGGAGAGAUUAGAGCUAAGAAUGAAUUUGUCGAUAUAGAUCGUAGAGAUAUUAUCAACAUAUUAGAGACUCAUACUGUGCCUGUCGCGCAUAUCGAAUGUGGGCUCUAUGAUAUUAGUCUGAAAUCCACCAUAAUCAGCCCCAAUCAACGUGAUAAAGUGACCAUGUCAAUCAUUCAAGAUUUGGAUAUCGCAUUUGAUAUUGAAAAUCUUGUAAAAUCAGAUGUCAGGAGCGGACCAGUGUCACAGAUCAAGGGCUGUAUUUCAGAUGUCCGAAUGUCACUGACCGAAAGACAAUACAAGCUACUGUUGAAAGUAUGGGAUAUUAUCCAAAAGACGUUCCUUGCCUCUUCAUCCAAUGGUGGUGCUCAUCAUGAAGAAGAAGAAGAUAUCAUCAAAAGCUCACGCUCGUCACAGGUGUCUACAGUCUCGCAUCGAUCCAAAGAAGUUGAAGUUCCAAUGAAAGAAACUCAACAAUCUCCAAAUAUUAGUCUUGAUCUAGCAAUCCAACUGAAUACAGUAUGUCUUGAAAUCAUUCGAGGAGACGAGCUGACAACGGAAAACAAUGCUGGUAAAUUGCUCUCACAACUCUCAUUCAAUGGCAUUGGCAUGAAAAUGCAAACAAUGUCGGACGAAUCGAUGCUAAUGGAAGUCAAGAUGCAAUCUGUUCAGUUUGCAGAUGCGAGAGAAGAGUCGAAUUCAAAAUUCAAGGAAAUUCUGCCAGCAACCUCGCUUGAAGGCCCACAGUUUCAAUUCAAAUUACACUCUUACAAGGAGAAUGACCUGUCCGUGAUGAGCAUGCAUAUCGCUGUGGAUAGUCCCAAGGUUAUCCUGUCUCUUAACUAUUUGCUUUUACUCAAGGAUUUCUUUAUGGCUCCAUUUGUUGUAGAACAGCCUACUGAGGCUCAAAAGUUUGCACAAUCUCAUGGAAAGGAUAAUGAUAAAAACAAGCAAAUACAACAAGCUCAGCAAAUGCAAAGUCAGGCACCGGCAACGGUCAUGAAAUACCAUGUCAAUGUGGUUGACCUUGAAGUCAUUUGUCUUGCGUCACCAGAUAAUGAAGCGUCUGAAGCUGUCGUUUUAUCGUUUAAUCAGCUUACAGUAGACCAACAGGAUGUUCUCAAGGUUAAUCUGGACGGCAUAGGCAUGGUUUUGUGUCGUAUGGACAAUCGAAAGGAGUCAACGCUGCACUUUGUCGAACAGUUUGAUGUGAUCCUCGAACUGAAUAAUGCAGCGCCAAACUCUGUGCAUAAUCUGAUGUCUAUCAAACUUUAUGUAAAACCUAUUAUUUUGCGUCUAUCAUACCAAGAUGCGAUGUUGAUCAUGAAUAUCGUAAACAAGGUUUUAGAACUAACGGGCAGUGCAAAUAAGAAUGAGGCUCCCAAAUUGUCGAUUGUUUCUGAAGAGCUUUCUGAUGUCAGACGCGAUUUAGAUGGAACACAAGAGCUUGAUAGACCGAGUGGUAUCGAACCCUAUGUUGUGAUGAUAAAGGAGACGUUGGUAGCAGCAUUUGAAGGAAUCCAGAUUGUCUUGAUCGAAGAUUUGCAUGAUCUGCCCUUUAUCGAUAUUCAAAUGCCUCCAUUCCAAAUCACUGCCUCGGAUUGGACAAGAGCACUUCAUGCUGAGGUUGACUUUGCCAUGGCAGCCAAGAACUUCAACUUUAAGAACUCUCAUUGGGAACCACUUCUGGAGCCAUGGAAGUUUGGUAUCAAGGCAUCUCAAAGCCCAGUAGACAAGAGCACGACUGUUUCAUUAAACUCUGAAGAAUUGAUGCAUUUGAACGUGACACAUGCAUUUAUUGAAACCACUCUAGCCAUUUCUCAGACACUGUCUGAAGUUAGACCGCUCGCCCAAUCGGUCCAGGACCAAGUGCGGCCUUACUUGCUUACCAACUCAACUGGGUAUGAUCUCCGGUUUUGGAAUAUGUCUGAUGAUGCGGACAGUAGUAAUCCGCAUAUAUUCUGCUUGAGCAAUGGUGAAUCUAUGCCAUGGAUCUUCCGAGACUGGAAAAAACGCAGAGAAAAUAUCAAUAUUGGCAAAAACCUGUUUGGCGUUCAAGUGGAUGAGAGUAAUUGGGAGAGUAUUCUACAUGUUGCAGUAGACCGAGAAGGUCAGUUUGCUUACCGCCUUCGACCUGAGGACAAUGGUGUUUAUCAUCGCUUGGUUGUCGACAUUCGUUUAGAAAAUCAUGUCAAGAAAGUCACGUUUAGAAGCGGUCUCGUCUUGGAAAACGGCUCGUCGCAAGAGAUGCAAGUGGCAAUUGUGAAUAAAAAGAGGCUUAUCCUUUCGGGUGUCAUCACAUUGCAGCCUGGAGAAAGCUACCAUGUGCCUAUCAAGUUGUGUUACGACCAAUGGAUCGUAGCCAGACCUUCAGAAAAACACCGCUGGAGCAAGGAGAUGAUGACAUGGUCUGAUGUAUUGUUACCUACCUUUCCUAAAUUUCUGGAAUGUGAAUCAUUGGAUAAUCAGUCAGUGAAGCAGUUCUUCCAGAUCAAGACAGAGUGCGACAAAAAGAGCACACUUAUUAGACAUUACCCAUUGAUGAAGAUUCAAUUCUGUGCACCUAUUGAAAUCGAAAACCUCUUACCCUUUGAUUUUGAUCUUGUGCUAUCAGAGGAAGGUAAAGGCGAGAGCACUUCCCUGUUUAUUCGGCAUGGCCAAAAGGCGCAUAUCCAUAGUUUGAAGAGCGAUGCUACAUUAAAAGUACAGUUAGACUUGAAGUCGGACAAGUACAAGCCUAGUGAAGCUGCAAUCAUCAAAACUGCUCCGAAUUACAACUCAGUUAGCGACAAGUUAACCAUUAUAGACCAAGACGAUGUACCGACCAACUUGAGGAUGCAUGUCUCAAGAACGAUUAAUACAAUAGACUCACUCUACAUUGGUAUAUAUGCACCUUAUCUUAUUAUCAACAAGUUUGGCCUUCCAAUCAGUCUGAGACCACGCCAGACAUACCGUCAAAGCAAACAACGUGUGGAACAGAUUCCUGCAUAUAAAGAAGGCGAGCAGAUCGUACCUGCCUUAUUCUCUUAUGACGAUAUUGAUUACCAUAACCGUGCUCAAAUAUCCAUUGAUGGUUCUAAAUGGAGCGACCCUAUCAGUUUUGAAGCUGUUGGAAAUAGUCAAGACGUCACUUUGUUCUCUAAAGCGGAUGCUUAUGCAAGACAUGCUGGUAUCAAAGUUGAAGAAGGAACAAACGAGUUACGAUUGACCAAGAUUGUUUCCAUUACGCCUCGCUACAUUCUAAAAAACAACAUGGAAGUGAAUCUCGAACUGUGCGAGUUCAGCACAGAUAAUGUGAUAAACAUCCAACCAGGACAAAAGACGGCGCUGUAUCAGACUAGCAAGUCUUCAGUACGAUGGCUAUGUCUUCGCCUCCAAGAGCCUGACAGAAGAUGGUCUUGCCCUAUAAAUAUUCAAGAUAUUGGCAAAACAUACGUAAAGGUGGAUAGAGGAGAGAAUGCUAUACCGUAUCUGGUCAGGGUUUCCGUCGAAAUUAGAGAUUCUACUAUUUUUGCAACCUUUAAUGAAGAUGAUGAAUGGCCAUACUAUAUAGUGAAUGACUCUAGUGUCGAUCUUGAAUUCGCACAAGAAGAUAUUGAUCCGAGUGACUAUAAUCUAAAGGGCAAACAAAAGGCAGCCAUCACAAAGCCUCGUACCUUCCAUCUGUCUCCUGGUGAGCAACUAGAAUACUCUUGGGAUAUUCCUAUUGCAAGAGAAAAGAGAAUUGAGUUACGUGUAGGAGAUAGACGUCGAUAUAUCAACUUUGAGGCCGUUGGUUCACAGAUACCCUUCCGUUACCUAAAGCAGCGAGAUGGACCCGUUGGAAGCAAUACCCUAUCCAUUGAUAUCAAAGCUCGAGACUCUGCACUUAUAUUACAUAUUACCGAUUUUGAUCUCUCAAAGAGUUUAUACAGACCUAAGUCCUCAGCCACUUCUACUCUUGCAUCCACAUCUAGAGAAGGUAGUAUACGUGAGGCCUUUGAAACUGUCAACAUUCAACAUGUGAUCAAUUACAUAUUUGAGUUGAAUUUGACCGGCUUGGGUUUGUCACUCAUCAAUAGAGAUCCUCAGGAAAUAGCAUAUGCUACCAUCAAAGGCAUUGAUUUCAAGUACACUGAUUCAAAUAUGUAUCAAUCAUUAAGGUUAAGCAUUGACUGGCUGCAGGUUGACAAUCAACUGUACGGGUCAACUUACCCUAUCUUGUGUUAUCCAUCUACCUUACCAAAAGUAGCAACCGAACUAGAUAUACAUCCUACACUUCAUAUUGCUCUAGAUAAAGUCAAGGACGACCAACAUGGUGUAUAUUACUUUAAGCUCUUCUCCUUCCUUCUUCAGGAGAUGACAUUUGAAAUGGACGAAAGCUUCUUAUAUGUCCUAUUAGACUUUGCACAGUUUGACAACGCCCCUGCUGCUCCUGAACACAGGGAAGACUUGUUUGUUAUGGAAAUUGCAGAGCCUACUGUCGAGAAAACAUAUGCCCUUUAUUACUUUGAAGAGUUUUAUAUUCAACCUAUGCGGCUGAACAUCUCGUUUGUUAGAACCGAAAAAAUGAAUAACAGCAAGGAUCCUCAGGACUCAUCCAGGGACACACCUAUAAGCUAUGUGUUUAACGUGUUUACAAUGACUUUAGGAAACAUCAACGAUGCUCCUAUAAAGCUUAAUGCCCUCAUGGUAGAAAACCUCCGUGCAAGUUCUGAAGACCUAACUUCACGUAUCAUCCUGCAUUAUCGUGAACAAAUCAUUUAUCAGGUUCAUCGCAUCCUUGGUAGCAUUGAUAUCUUUGGCAACCCCGUAGGUCUCUUCAAUACCCUUAGUUCUGGAUUUGGGGAAUUGUUCUAUGAGCCCUAUCAAGGUUUUGUCAUGAGUGAUCGUCCGCAAGAUUUAGGCAUUGGUAUUGCUAGAGGAGUGGGUGGAUUCAUGAAGAAGAGCAUAUUUGGUGUAACGGACAGCAUGUCGAGAUUCACAGGAAGCUUAGGAAAAGGUUUAUCAGCUGCAACUAUGGAUAAAAAGUUCCAAGAGAAGAGACGUAUGAACAUGACUCGUAAUAAGCCUACACAUGCAAUCUACGGUAUCACUCAGGGUGUGGGGUACUUUGGUACCAGCAUAGCUAGCGGUGUUGCAGGAUUAGUUAAACGUCCAAUUGAGGGAGCUGAAGAGAAUGGUGUGCUGGGGUUUGCUGAGGGCGUUGGUAGAGGCCUCGUAGGGGUCGUUACAAAACCUAUUGUGGGUAUUUUUGAUAUGGCUAGUAAUAUAACAGCAGGUAUACGAGAAACGACGACUGUCUUUGAAGGAACAGAAAUCAAUAGAGAACGAUUACCUCGAUUCAUUGGAAGAGACGGCAUUUUAACCUCAUUUUCACAAAGAGAAGCUCUAGGUCAAAUGUGGCUUAAAGAAAUGGAAAGCGGCAAGUUCUUUAACGAUGAUUACAUUGCUCACACAGUCAUGAAAAGUGAUCAAAUGGUUGUUAUUUUGUCCUAUCAAAACAUUAUUGUUAUGACCUCUGAUAACCUAAAGAUGGAAUCUAGUAUUCCAUUAGAUCUUAUUGAAACAGCCGAGGCAAAAUCCGAUGGUGUUUAUCUGCAGGUAAAGAAUGCACCUCGAGUAUUGACGAUUGAACAAGAGACGAGCAAAGAGUGGUUUGCCAAAGAAAUUCGAGAGACGUUAGAGCAAAGAAAAGAAGAGCAAGAACGACAAUGAUUAUAUUUUACACAAAAUGAUAUACUUUUUAUUGCCAUAUAGUGAGCAAAUAAAAAUCUACGUUUUUCUUAGACAGAAGCCAAGAUAGGAGGUUCAACAAACUCCUUGGCAGCCUUAGCACCAGUGUCAUCAGCAGCAGCGGCAGCACCACCGUGAAGGGCCAAGAGAGCAGAGACGUCAAAUUUGGGAGCCUUGAGGAUCUUGACC
Rhizopus microsporus ATCC 52813 is the source of this 9893-nucleotide messenger RNA. RefSeq lists its product as uncharacterized. The coding region runs from base 144 to 9686 and encodes 3180 amino acids. Gene Ontology annotation, cellular component: extrinsic component of membrane. NCBI's taxonomy places the organism in Eukaryota, Fungi, Mucoromycota, Mucoromycetes, Mucorales, Rhizopodaceae. The record is from RefSeq and is a predicted model, not a curated record. The transcript has 18 exons. Gene Ontology annotation, biological process: mitochondrion organization; late endosome to vacuole transport; protein retention in Golgi apparatus.